CACACAUUGUUGCAAAGUCACUCUUUGUUUUGUCGUCGUUGAAUAAGUUUCAUUAUGUCUUAUCAGUUGCCACAAUACGCUACUUUAUUGCCACCUAACAGUUAUUACGCUACCGACCCAUCAUCGCAUUCUGAGCCUUACUUUGGACGCCGCGCCAUGUCUGUGAUGUCCUCUUCCAGUUAUCGAUAUUCUCCCAGUACGCACGAUCUGUUGGACGACAACACAUCCAUCCAUUCGGCGCCACUGGCCCCUGAUGAUACUGUGUACCUGUCCAAACAGGAUCUGUCAUCCUCCAUUGACGCUUACGAAGAUUUGUUAUCUGCCGCCAAAGUAUACAGGGAGCAAAUGGUCAAGCUCUCAAGUGCAGCUGCAGGAUUCGGCUUUGCACUUGAAAAAAUGGCUCGAAGUAAGACCGCGUCAGAAGCUGGACAAGGACUUCAGGCAGCAGCUGGCUUGCAAUUUCUGAUCUCCAAUCACCAACAGAUUCUGAGUGAUAUGUUUUACAAAUCAUUUGAAGCGCCAUUACUGGAGAAUCUUGACCAUCAUCGAAGUACUGUUCAGCAAAGUCAAGCAAACUAUGACGACGCAUUGAAAACAAUGAGCCACAAAAUUCGUCAGACGGAAGCCAACAAUCUAAAAAACGGUCGUAAAGGAAAGCGGGAUAUCCGGCAAUUUCGCAAGGCGCUUCAAGAACUCACAUGCCAAGUCGACGAAUUAGAUCGAAUUAAAUCGAAUUAUCAUAAACAUAUGGUUGAUCUCGAGCGACGAAAUCAUCAUCUCAUUUUGGGCAAAGUGGCGGUGGUUGUUCGAGCGCAAGUAGAUAUUUUUGAGCGGAUCUCUAACAAAGGGUUGGCGGAUCCAAUCUUGGAGCAGAUGAUGCAGCAACACCCCGACCCGUUCUGCGCUUACUCAACCACAACGGACGAAUCAGCUCAGAUUUUUACUGUAUUACCACCUGUUUCCCUCAUUGAACCUCAAACACCCGCCCUCUCUUUUGGUGAUCCCGAAGACUAUGAAUUCAAUGUCACCAGUUGCGCAAAAGAACCUUCAGACGAUGGAGUCUCCGCCGUUCAGUUGGUAAUACCCUCAAUAACAAAUCAUCAUCAAAGUCCUGCAUCUAGCAUAUACAAGCACGAGGAAACUUGGGAAGAGACUGGGACUUCCAGUGGGCCCGUGACCGUGAGUGAUGAACAUGGUGAACAUACUAGUUCAGACAGCACACACGGAUCACACCAAUCAUGGAGCGAAGUGCCACCCGACGAUACCAAGCCGUGAUUACCUAAACUUUCCUUUUUGAUUGACAAUUUCAUCUUGCAUCUACAUUGAGUAACUAAACGUUGUAGCUCAUGUUUUUUCUUUUUGUGUAAUCUUCUUCAUUUGCCUCAAAUAUAAAACCAUCAUCAUGACUGAAAAAGAA
Radiomyces spectabilis is the source of this 1417-nucleotide messenger RNA. RefSeq lists its product as uncharacterized. The transcript is spliced from 6 exons. Gene Ontology annotation, biological process: plasma membrane organization; vacuole fusion, non-autophagic. Bases 55 to 1275 code for a protein of 406 amino acids. The record is from RefSeq and is a predicted model, not a curated record. NCBI's taxonomy places the organism in Eukaryota, Fungi, Mucoromycota, Mucoromycetes, Mucorales, Radiomycetaceae. Gene Ontology annotation, cellular component: fungal-type vacuole membrane. Gene Ontology annotation, molecular function: phospholipid binding.